ACAAUAGAGCCAAACAGUCCGAGCUGGCCAGCUCCAGCCCGACCAAACAAAGCCAGGCGCUGGGCGGAGACUCCGCGGCCCGCCCCCGCGUCCCACGGAGCACAGCAGCACCCCCGCGGCGCGCGCUCCUUGCAACCUGCCCAGCCGCUUUGUUAGCAUCCCCGGCGGGGACUGAGCCCAGCAGGCAGAAGGGCGCAGAGGAGGAGGGCUCUGUGCGGAGACUCCGGCCGGUGGGGAGCUCGCGCGACCCCGAGAGACUCCCCUUUGCUGCGCGGCGCUCCUUCUCCCCCGUCUGGACUGUGGCUGCCAGGGAGAGCCGGGUGAAGGGAAGGAGACAAAAGCCUUUUGUGAGGAGCGGCGGCGACUCCCUGGGAAAGCCGCGCAGGAGCCUUGCCCGAUGGAGCGUCCGGCGGGCUAAGGAGGGCCGGGGCGCCCCCUGCUCUGGGCGGUGGAGGUUGCCACGCUCGCCCUGCCAUGCGGCGGCGCUGCUGCUCUGCCUCCUACCUGCGCUCGCCUGGCCGCGGCCGCCGCUCCUCCCCCUGGUGCCGCCGCUCGGCUGAGCUCUCCCCCUGCAGGGGGUGGAGAGCUCUCCUCUGAGAGCCGGGCUGCCCUCGCCGCGCGCGGGUGAGCCGGAGAGCGGGAGGUGCCGCCAGCCUCGCAGGAUGUGGAUCCCGCUCUUGGCUGGCCUGGCCGUCGGACUCGUCUCCGUGCAAAAAUGCCAACGAGGUCCAGGUCUGGUGUUGGGGGCAGCUCGGCUGCUCGCAGCCGCCGUGCCGGGGUUGUGCCAACGCACAGAAAACAGAUGCACCAUCUCAAAUGCCGAAACAUGUACCAAGUGUCUUACUGUGAGCCCAGAAUGUGGGUGGUGUACUCAAGAGGAUUUCAUGAAUGGAACAAAGCAGAAGGUGCGGUGUGACAUAAUUUCCCAUUUAAUUGCCAGAGGAUGCAGGCCAGACUUCAUAGAAAGUCUUGAAGUUGAUAUAAUGGUAUCCAACAGUGAAGUUAAUAUACAGGUGACACCUGGAGAAAUCUCAAUCCAACUAUAUCCAGGAUCAGAAGCAAGUUUUAUUUUGAAAGUCCACCCUCUGGAAAAGUACCCUGUGGACCUCUAUUAUUUAGUUGAUGUGUCUGCAUCUAUGCACAAAAACAUAGAAAAAUUAUACACCGUUGGAUUUGAUUUAUCUCAAAAGAUGGAAAAGAUUUCCCUUGAUUUAAGACUUGGAUUUGGAUCAUAUGUGGAUAAGACAGUGACUCCUUACAUUAGUAUUCAUCCAGGAAGAAUCCAUAAUCAGUGCAGUGAUUAUAACCUGGAUUGUAUUCCUCCUCAUGGCUACAUAAAUGUAUUAUCACUAACUGACAAGAUAAAGGAAUUCAGAAGUGCAAUUAAUAGGCAAAAAAUCUCUGGCAAUAUCGAUACACCCGAAGGAGGCUUUGAUGCUAUGCUUCAGGCAGCUGUAUGCCAGAGCCAAAUCGGUUGGCGCAGGGAAGCAAAGCAUCUUCUUCUCAUGAUGACAGAUCAGACUUCUCAUCUUGCCCUUGACAGUAAAUUAGCAGGGAUAGUAGUUCCUAAUGAUGGAAAUUGCCAUUUGAAAGAUAAUGUGUACGUCAAAGCAACCAGUAUGGAACAUCCAUCACUUGGUCAACUUUCUGAGAAACUCAUAGACAACAACAUUAAUGUAAUAUUUGCUGUCCAAGGAAGCCAGUUUCAUUGGUAUAAGGACCUUCUGCCUAUGCUGCCCGGUACUAUUGCAAGGCAGAUAGAAUCACAAGCAGCAAAUCUUAGCGAUUUGGUGGUCGAUUCUUAUGAGAAGCUGCUCUCUGAAGUGAAAAUUCAGGUGGAUAACUCAAUCCAAGAUAUACAUGUUAAUGUUACUGCAAUCUGUCCUGAUGGAAGUAGAAAAACAGGCUUUGAAGGUUGCAAAAAUGUGAAAUUCUCAGCUGAAGUGCUGUUCAACAUAUCCAUUGCCAUGAAAGGAUGUGGUGCAGUUGGAGGAAGAAAAUAUGUGAUGCUUAAACCAAUCGGCUUCAAUGAAUCCACCAAGGUUAAUAUACAUACAAGAUGUUCUUGUCAGUGUGAGGACAGCAUAAAGCACAGAAUAAUAUGUUCUGAGGAAACAUUUCUAGAUGCCGACAUGUCCUCCUGCAAUGGCCACAGUUGUAGUUCCAGUGAUGAAUUAUUUUUUGAGCAGUGCAAGAUGCAGAAGAACCAUCCUGUCUGCAGUGGUCAGGGAGACUGCAUAGGUGGACAGUGUGUUUGCCAUAAAACCAAACUUGGCCUGAUAUAUGGGAAAUACUGUGAGAAGGAUGACUUUUCCUGCCCAUAUCACCUCGGAAUCCUGUGUGCUGGCAAUGGUGAAUGUGAAGCAGGCAAAUGCAGAUGUUUUGAUGGCUGGGAAGGUGACCGUUGCCAGUGUUCAUCAACCUUAAGGAAUCACUGCCUUAACUCAAAUGGCCAGAUCUGCAGUGGAAGAGGAACUUGUGUCUGUGGAGAAUGCAAGUGCACUGAUUAUAGCAGUUUUGGUCACUUGUGUGAAUUCUGCCCUACUUGUGGUACAAUCUGCAGAGAAAAGUGGAAUUGUUUGCCAUGUCAUCAUACUAAUUCCUCUCAAAUUACACUUGACCAGUGCAAAGCCUCAUGUACUUACAGGAUCCAUUAUACCGAAAAAUCUUCAGAAUGCAUUCCUAAUGAUCCAAGCCACUGUAGAAUCUUUUUCAUAAUUUUUAUAGUUACAUUUCUUUUUGGGUUGCUUAAUGUACUUAUAAUCCGACAAAUAGUUCUGCAGUGGAGCAGUAAUAAACUGAAAUCUUCAGCUGACUAUAGAGUAUCUGCAGCAAAAAAGGAUAAUAUGUUCUUGCCUGCUGUUUGUACAAAAACCGUAACUUACAGACGUGAUAAGCCUGAAGAAAUAAACAUCAGCCCUACCAAGUUACAAGUAAAUGAAACUUUCAAAUGCGACUCCUGAAGAUGAACUACUGUCUUUAAAGCCUUAUUUUUGCAGGCCAGAAAGUUUAUUCAAGAGGCCCUGGUCAGAUACUUUGGACUUCAUGGUAUGAAUACUGCAAUGAAAAAACUGACCUAAAAGCCUUACAGCCCAAUCCAGAGUGGGGGAGCUGAAAGGAGUUGUGACGCCAGUGGAAAUUCCCUCCCUGUAGCUCUUAUUCUGCCAAAGGGGAAAUUCACCAGCAAGAAGCCACCGUAGCCUCCUUUGAUGCCCUGACACAGCACUAUGCGCCGUAGCACUGCCAUCAGCUCUGCCAAUGUAGGGGGGAGGUGUCCAAGGGAAAUGGCUAUGGGCAGAGCCAAUGUUAAUUGGCUUCUACUCCAGUUUUGCCUUCAGAUGCGUCGCAGCCCCAGGUUCCAACCUGUACCACUCUUUUGGGUGGUGUAGAUCAAUGGAGCCCUAUGGAGGGCUUUCCGGAGGCGGGAGGGGUUGCUUUUCUUUUUUGCCUCCCCACACUGCCAAAAAUCACUCUGGAAGUGAUGGAGCAGCGUGGCAACAGCACAGUUCCUGCCCAGGCCUCUGGACUGGGCUGCCCGUUGCUCAACUCAGCUAGGCUUCAACAGAGCUGCUCCAUUUUGAAAUACACAUGAGCGUUAACUACUGAUUAACAAAGUAGUGUAGUUAAGAUGAGAAAUUUAGACUGGAGCCAAUUAAGCCGCACUUGCUGGCUCUGAAUAUUUUGGUCUAAGGGGGCUUUGUAUCUGUUCACAUCACCACUCAGCAUUGUAGCACUUUAACAUAAUGUAACUUACAACAUUUUGGCAUAAAAUGUUGAACUAAACUGGUGUGACAAAAGCACUGAUUUCACUUUAGAGGUAGCUAACACAGGCUUGAUCGAUGGCAGGGAUUCUCAAACUGUGUCAAGAAAAAUACAACAGACACAACCAGUGAUAUUUUACCUGUCAGUGCUAACAGAUCAGUGGACAAGAAAGCAGGAACAGAUGAAUCCACAGGGAACCCUAAAAUUCUGCCCAAAAUUGUACUACUGAUUCCUAUUCCACCUCCAGCACUGAUAGUUAAAUCUCUGGGUUCUAUUUUGCACUAAUUAAGAGGUCAGCUUUAUUCAUCCUGCUAACUAAAACACUAGCAAAGUUAGCAGAGCUAUAUCCUUCUGAGUCCAUUAACCUCAAUGGAUUUAGAACAGUCUAACUUCAGACUGCACUGUAAGCCUAAACAUACGUUUAUGGAGCAAGUCCCAUUAAAUUCUGUGGCAUGUACUUCCAAAUAAGCACAAUUGGGAUUAGGCUGCAGAUUCUUAGAGGCCAUCAGUGGGAGAUAGUUCUUCCCAACAGCUAUGCAACCAUCGUAUGGGACCCCCUCUUUGUUUUUCGAAAACCAUUCUAUAUGAAUGAGCAAAUCAUGUGAUAAACUUAACCAAGUUGUAUUUUGAAGAGCACUAGAAGCUGCAAGAAUAUUUGUACACAACACCUUUUAUAGAUUUUUCUCUGUAGUUGCUACUAAUUGUGAAGAUCUUGUUUGCUUUGAAGUCUUUCUAAAAUUGACUAGAUUGUGUUCUUGUAAGAGACUGGAAUAAACAAGAUUGUAAUUAUUCCUGGGUUUUUAAAGCCAACGUUUUGUAGCGGUUAGAAUUUAUUUGUACAGGCAUUAAGGCUGCGCAUAAAAACAUUCCACUCCACUUCACCAGUAAAUUUCCAAAAUAUUGUGUUAGCACAGAAAAGUUAAGUUGCAGUCAUGUAGUUGAUAUAAAAGGAUUAUCACUCAGGGUCUAACUGGGAUAUACUGGGAGUUCUUCAGUUCUUAGAGUUCUUAAAUUAGAUUCUGGGAGGAUAGAUCCAUCAGUGACCACUAGCCAUGAUGACUGAAAGGAACAUCCUCAUCCAAAGCAGUAAACCUCUGAAUAUCCAUGCUAGGAAGCCCUAUCAGGGGGAAGGUUUUGGCUUUUCUGUCCUGUUGGUUGUUCAGUGUGUGAAACAAGAUUCUGGACUAGAUGUGUCACUGGUCUAAAGCAGCAGGGCUCUUCUUAUGUAUCAUGAGUUCCAGUGUUUCUUGAAGUCAUUUAUCAUAUGUAUAGUGGCCUGAUUCAGAUUGGGAUAAAAUUACAAGGGGAAGAAAGAUUCAGCCUUACCCCUCCAGGCCUUUCUCCUCAUCAAAAUGACUGUUGGGAAAGCCUAUGAGUACUGAAGUCAAUACACACAAGUUUUCAAAUAGUGGCACAGGGUGGGGAUGGGGAAGACUUAACCUCUCCUUUUGCAUCAUCAUCCUGAUCAAAAUCAGGCCUCCAUGUACCUGUUGGUUUUUUAAAGGACUAAGAGCUUCUAAUACAAAACUCCCACUGUAUCAUCUAGUUAGGACUUCAAUCUGUGAGAAGCGUACCAUUUCAACUUGAAGAGGCUGCUUAAAAUCUCCACCUGUUCAGACUUCAGGCUAGUGUCUCUUAAAUGUUAAGAAAAUGGCCCAGCAAAUGCAGAUCUCGAUGGAGCUCUUACCCCAAUGGAGUAGUGGCGUUGUAAGUUCUCAUGUCCAUUGCACUGAAGGAGCUGCCCUCAGCCCUGAUUUGAAUUGGAAGAACUUCCAUAAAAUGAAACUCUGCACAUUGUAAUCUGUGGAUCUUUUGAUCAAGCCAAGAUGGUGGAGAUAGUGGAAUUUCCAGCCUCUAGAUGGGACAUGAAGUUCUCCUGGAAUGACUGCUGAUCUACAGACUUCAAAGAUCAGCUUUCUGGGAGGGGACAGCAGCUUUGGAGGCUGGAUUCUAUGGCAUUGCACUCCCACUGAGCUCCCUCCCCAGGUUCUAUCCCAAAUCUCCAGGAAUUAGAAUUGGGAACCCUAGGAGAUAAUGAAGUGUGUCCCUGUGACUUCAAUGCUCAAACUACACGAUCAUAGCACUUUGAGGAUUCGAAUGUAUGUUGUUCUCUGGAAACUUUUCUUCCUAAAUAAUUCCUUUCCCCUUUGCACACUUUUUGAAAAGGUACAAAAUGGUGUCAAAAUACUUAAAUGUCACUAUGGACAUGAUGCAGCCUAUUAUUAAGACUUACAAAUAACUGGGGUUUCCUUCUGUUUCCCAUGUUAUAAUCUGUUUGAUUCUUGUUUAUAACUAUAUAACUUAAACAGAAAAUAGACCCAUUGUGAAAUGUAUUUUUUGCAGUGGCUUCUGAUGUUUUUGCUUUUAUAUUUCCUUUGUACUGUCUUUUGUAAAAAAAAGUGUGGAUAAAUCAUCUGUUGCUAUGAUUUAUUUAAUAUGUAGAAUCAUUCUAGGAAAGAAAGAGCAGUUCAGAAUAUAAAUACUCAUUGUUCACUAUAAUCUUUUAAUCCAUUUGAAACAAAUCACUGAAAGCUUACUAUAUGUUUUAUUUAAAGUAUAUUUUUGUAGUGUGUAUGACUAACUUUAAUUUCAGUUUAUUUAUUAAUUUGUCACUUUAGUAUAUCUGGAGAUAGUUUAUUUUUCUAUGAGAGCUGCAAUAACUUCGACUUAGCAUUAAGUUAAUGCAAAAUUAUUGUACUUUGUCUUUUAAAAAUUAAAAAGAUACAUGUUUCUGA
Molecule: messenger RNA, 6497 nt
Organism: Sphaerodactylus townsendi
Lineage: Eukaryota; Metazoa; Chordata; Lepidosauria; Squamata; Sphaerodactylidae
Gene: ITGB8
Product: integrin subunit beta 8
Exons: 14
Coding region: 663-2963 (766 amino acids)
Biological process (GO): cell migration; integrin-mediated signaling pathway; cell adhesion mediated by integrin
Cellular component (GO): cell surface; focal adhesion; integrin complex
Molecular function (GO): integrin binding
Source: RefSeq, a predicted model, not a curated record